AUGACACUAAGAACUAUAUCGAUGAUCACCAAGAAUUUAAGAUUAACCUCCAAAAGUUUUACUCCAAAGAGCUCACCUCCUUCAACAACUAUCCCAGUUAUAAAGGAGCCUGGUAUUACUCAAUGUCGUAGAAUGACUACUGUCAACAAUAUUGCAAGUCUGAAGGGAUAUUCCCCAGUUUCUAAAACUGUACAUGAUAAGCCAAUUGUUAUUUGCACCGAUAACGAAGAGGUAGAGACUGUAUCGGAACACGUGAAAGUUUGA
Molecule: messenger RNA, 264 nt
Organism: Saccharomyces kudriavzevii IFO 1802
Lineage: Eukaryota; Fungi; Ascomycota; Saccharomycetes; Saccharomycetales; Saccharomycetaceae
Gene: DPA10
Product: Dpa10p
Exons: 1
Coding region: 1-264 (87 amino acids)
Source: RefSeq, a predicted model, not a curated record